Molecule: messenger RNA, 1359 nt
Organism: Microsporum canis CBS 113480
Lineage: Eukaryota; Fungi; Ascomycota; Eurotiomycetes; Onygenales; Arthrodermataceae
Exons: 1
Coding region: 1-1359 (452 amino acids)
Source: RefSeq, a predicted model, not a curated record
AUGGAGCCAGCGUCUUCUCGCGAGACGGAGCCGAUGUCAUCAACAACUCUGUCUCGAGUUAGGAGGACGCUGACCGCGCCUGAGCCAUAUCUACCCCAAUCAUCGGCUCAUAGCAUGGAUGAGCUUGCGCUACCUUUUCCGUUUGAGGUUGCUGUCCCGAGAUACCCGUCAUUGCAUCGAAACCUGGCCAUAAACCAUAGCUCUAUCAACAUUGCUGCUGCCCAACCAAGUUAUGUUGACACUGAGAGCCUGUGGGAGGCCCCAGACGAUGAACCUGACAUGCCACCGGCUGCCCAUCGAUUCAUUGAACCAGUUGAACACAUCUUGGAUGGGAGUGGCAUGUUGAAGGCCGUGGCAGAGGAUUUUGAGCCGGAUCUUGACCCAAUAUCCACCAUUGAAGAGGCUCCUCGCAGUUAUGGUGAUAUACCGCCGGAAAGUGAAAGUAUGCAGCUAAUCGAGCCCGUACUCGAUCCAGCCGUCGAUGUUGGCAACGGGCCGCAGAGCCAAGAUAAUAUAAUACGUCAUGGGGAUGAAAAGGUACAUGUUAUCCAGCCUGUAAAUCCCGUUCUACAACCCAAGUACGAUUCCCCUCCACAAUCCCGAACGGUCAACCUAAUCGAGCCCGAGGAAAAGCCACUGAAACGUGUGAAGAACCAGAAAAAGAAGGUGAAACGAGGGAAAACUACUUCGGCGGUUGUGCAGAAGAGAGUGGAAUCGGAUGUCGAAGACGACGUGAUUUGGAUUGAUGAGAGGAAAUCCACACCGGCUAUCAUAGAUGAUACAGACGCGUCAGAUGACGUCCUUGGCCUGGAUCAUAGAGAUGAACUAUUCAACACGAGUGCUCCCCCCCACAAUGUUGAGCCUGUUGUCGUGAUACCUCAAAAGACAGAAGUGCAAGGCCAAAUGCCGCCAGAUGCGACUAAUAAGCCUGACAUACAAACCAACCCAGCGCCAAAAAAGCGAGGAAGAAAGCGGAAGAAGACAAGUCAAGAGGUUAUUUCAAAACAUGAACUACCAAAACAUACAGGGGAACUAAAGCUAGAUACUUCUAUCGAAGAUGGAAACUGUAACAUCCCUCUUGCCUCACCUCAACCUCCUUCGUUCACAGAAGAAAAAGUGAAGCACCAAACGCCUGAACCUAUCAUUGGUUUUCACGUACUUCACGAGACUACUAAAAGCCCUGACAUCUCCGUUGAUAGAGAAGCUGAACCUACUCAUCCUAUCGAGACCCCAAAGAAACCAGCCAAUAAGGGACCAAAUAAACACAGCCCAAUUGCCGUCACCGCCAAGGUUGCAUAUCGCGUCGGACUGAGCCGAAAAGCAAGAAUUGCACCUUUAUUAAAAGUCGUCAGGAAGUGA